AAGGAGAGAUGGGAAACCCAGAAAACAUUGGAGAUGCAUAUGUUGCUGUGAUUCGUCCAAAAAAUACUGCUAGCCUGAAUUCUCGGGAAUAUCGAGCUAAAUCCUAUGAAAUUUUGUUGCUUGAAGUUCCUAUUGAAGGCCAAAAGAAAAAAAGGAAGAAAGUUUUGUUGGAAACUAAACUGCAGGGAGGCACUGAGAUAACCCAGAGUAUCUUGGAUUAUGUAUUAGAAGCCACCAAACCAAUUUCACCAGCCAAUCAGGGUAUUAAAGGAAAGCGUGUAGUGUUAAUGAAGAAGUUUCCUCUUGAUGGAGAGAAGGCAGGCCAGGAGGCAUCACUUUACGUUGUUCCAACUGUUGUGAAAGAUAAUACGAAAUAUGCAUACAGUCCUGGAUGUCCUGUGUUCUACUGUUUACAAGACAUCAUGAGAGUCUGCAGUGAAUCCAGCACCCAUUUUGCUACGCUUACUGCAAGAAUGUUAAUUGCCUUGGAUAAGUGGUUGGAUGAACGGCACACCCAGUCUCACUCCAUCCCAGCUUUAUUCAGACCAUCUCCUCUUGAGAGAAUUAAAACAAAUGUAAUAAACCCUGCCUAUGCUAUAGAACCUGGUCAAACAGAGAGCUCAUUACACAUGGGUUAUACUGCCCUGGAAAUAAAGAGUAAAAUGCUGGCAUUGGAGAAAGCAGAUAUGUGUAUCUAUAAUCCUUUGUUUGGAUCUGACCUUCAGUAUACCAAUAGGGUUGACAAAGUGGUAAUAAAUCCAUACUUUGGCCUUGGAGCCCCAGACUAUUCAAAGAUUCAGAUUCCUAAAAGAGAAAAGUGGCAACGUAGCAUGAGCAGUGUCACAGAGGACAAGGAACACCAGUGGGUAGAUGAUUUUCCUCUUCACCGCAGUGCUUGUGAAGGCGACUCUGAUUUACUAAGCCACCUUCUGGAUAAAAAGUUUUCUGUUAAUCAGUUAGAUAGUGACCACUGGGCACCCAUCCAUUAUGCAUGCUGGUAUGGAAAAGUUGAAGCCACUCGAAUGCUGUUGGAGAAAGGGAAAUGCAAUCCCAAUCUUUUGAACGGCCAACUUAGCUCUCCUCUUCAUUUUGCUGCUGGAGGUGGGCAUGCUGAAAUAGUACAAAUUCUAUUAAAUCAUCCAGAAAUUGACAGACACAUUACUGAUCAACAAGGAAGAUCUCCACUGAAUGUCUGUGAAGAGAACAAACAAAAUGAGUGGGAAGAAACUGCAAAACUGCUGAAGGAAGCCAUAAGUAAACCUUAUGAAAAGGCACGAAUUUACCGUAUGGAUGGGUCAUAUCGCUCUGUUGAGUUGAAACAUGGAAACAAUACUACUGUACAGCAGAUAAUGGAGGGGAUGCGUUUGUCUCAAGAAACUCAGCAGUACUUCACUAUCUGGAUCUGUUCUGAAAACCUCAGCCUCCAACUGAAGCCAUACCACAAGCCUUUGCAGCAUAUUCGAGAUUGGCCUGAAAUAUUCACUGAGCUGACAAACUUGGAUCCUCAAAGGGAAACUUCACAGCUUUUCCUGAGAAGAGAUGUGAGACUUCCACUGGAAAUAGAAAAAAAGAUUGAGGAUCCGUUGGCUAUUCUUAUCCUUUUUGAUGAAGCCAGAUAUAAUUUACUGAAAGGUUUCUAUACAUCACCUGAUGCCAAGCUGAUCACACUGGCAAGUCUGCUUCUACAAAUAGUCUAUGGAAAUUAUGAAAGCAAGAAACAUAAACAGGGCUUUCUAAAUGAAGAAAAUCUUAAAUCUAUAGUACCAGUCACUAAACUAAAAAGUAAAGCUCCUCAUUGGACAAACAGGAUACUUCAUGAAUACAAGAAUCUCAGCACCAGUGAAGGUGUAAGUAAAGAGAUGCAUCACCUUCAGCGCAUGUUCCUGCAGAAUUGCUGGGAAAUUCCUACUUAUGGAGCAGCUUUUUUCACAGGACAGAUAUUCACCAAAGCAAGUUCAAGUAGCCAUAAAGUCAUCAAAGUGUAUGUAGGAGUAAAUGUAAAAGGCCUGCACCUCCUCAACAUGGAAACAAAGGCUUUACUCCUUAGCCUAAAAUAUGGUUGCUUUAUGUGGCAGUUGGGAGAUGGAGAUACAUGUUUUCAAAUCCACAGUCUGGAAAACAAAAUGAGCUUUAUUGUGCAUACCAAACAGGCAGGUCUUGUUGUAAAACUUUUGAUGAAAUUAAAUGGCCAGUUAAUGCCAAGUGAAAGAAAUGAAUGAUGGACAUGAAUAAUAGUUAUGAAAUAGCAUCUGAUGGAUAAGCAAGAAACAACUUACUUCUCAUCAUAACAGAAGACUUCCAUGUACAUGAAUUUUACACAAUAGGAAAGUCAUUGUACAGUUUUGUAACUUUGUACAGAAGCUGCAUGGUUUAUUUUUUUAAAAAACUAUACAACAUAUCUAUUAUUUUUAUAUAUAUUUUUGUGUUUCUUAUAUAAGCUAUUGUAG
Molecule: messenger RNA, 2447 nt
Organism: Cariama cristata (Red-legged seriema)
Lineage: Eukaryota; Metazoa; Chordata; Aves; Cariamiformes; Cariamidae
Gene: KRIT1
Product: KRIT1, ankyrin repeat containing
Exons: 16
Coding region: 9-2219 (736 amino acids)
Biological process (GO): regulation of establishment of cell polarity; cell redox homeostasis; negative regulation of angiogenesis
Cellular component (GO): cytoskeleton; plasma membrane
Molecular function (GO): protein binding
Source: RefSeq, a predicted model, not a curated record